This is a messenger RNA of Pieris brassicae (large cabbage white), 2182 nucleotides long. Its product is annotated as intraflagellar transport protein 52 homolog. Gene Ontology annotation, biological process: intraciliary transport; cilium assembly. The coding region runs from base 31 to 2136 and encodes 701 amino acids. NCBI's taxonomy places the organism in Eukaryota, Metazoa, Arthropoda, Insecta, Lepidoptera, Pieridae. Gene Ontology annotation, cellular component: centriole; intraciliary transport particle B; cilium. The record is from RefSeq and is a predicted model, not a curated record. The transcript is spliced from 15 exons.
CUAUCAACACAAAUAUUUGAAAAUAAUAAAAUGAAGUCCAUUAUAAAUACAAUAUUAUUUGAUGUGUCUAAAAAUGAGAUAUUUAAAAUUAAUGAGAACUUUAAAAUGUUACAUCGAAAGUUAAAGACAACAUGGAAAGUUCUGAUAAACCGUGAAGAACUUUCGCCUUCAAUACUCCAAGACGUCAAAAUACUUGUCGUACCAGGACCUCAGAACGUCUUCAAUGAUGAUGAGUUAGCAGCGCUUAAAAGUAUCGUGGAGAGGGGAGAUUCUGUGCUGGUCCUCAUGACUGAUGGGGGAGAAGAAAGAAUGAAUACUAAUAUCAAUUUCUUCCUAGAAGAGUAUGGAAUCGUUGUGAAUAAUGAUUGCGUGGUUCGCGCGAAGUACCACAAGUUCUACCACCCAAAAGAAUGUCAUAUCUCGAACGGUAUCCUAAACCGAGCUAUUACCAAAUUCAUUAUGAAAAUGCCAAACUACACAAGUGAAUCUGAUGAUUUCCUUGAAGAUCCCCCGUCACCAAACUUCAUUUAUCCGUAUGGUGCAACGCUUACAGUUAAAAAGCCAGCUGUAGCAAUCCUGUCCAGCAGUGAUGUAUGCUAUCCUGUUAAAAGACCAGUUGCAGCUUUAUACACUUCGGAGAAGACAGGAGGUAAGCUUUUCGUGAUGGGUUCAGGUCAUUUCUUCACGGAUCAGUAUUUGGACUGUGAAUGUAAUGAUCUCAUUCGUGAGUUAAUAUUCAACUACCUCGGUGGAGUAACUGAUUUGCAUCUCAACCCAGUCGAUGUGGAUGAUCCUGAUGUAAACGAAUACCGUACCUUAGGUGAUGUACUAUGGCUCAGUACUUUGCUUCUGCCGGAGCCAGCAAGUUCCCCACCACCACGGCUGACACCGCUUCAUCCUCACGCCCUCUUCACAUGGAGACUAUUUUCUCUCAAUCUCUCGCACUUACCAGAAGUACUAGGACUACAUGAGGAGUUAGGAGUAAAACACGAACCUCUUCGGCUGAUCGCCCCGCAGUUUGAAACUCCAUUUCCACCUUUACAAUUAGCCGUAUUCGCUCCGACGUUUCGAGAGCCGCCUCCACCACCAUUGGAGCUAUUUGACCUCGACGAAGCCUUUUCAUCAGAAAAGUCACAACUUGCAAGACUUGCAAACAAGUGUCUGCAGCCAAAUAGCAAUAGGAUGGCACAAGGUGAUGGACAACUAGAAAAUGAACUAGAGUACUUCAUACGAGAGUGUGGACGUGCUGUGCGAUUGACGAAGUCCCAGAACCAACGAGCAAAACAAGUUGAAGAUCCCCCGUCACCAAACUUCAUUUAUCCGUAUGGUGCAACGCUUACAGUUAAAAAGCCAGCUGUAGCAAUUCUGUCCAGCAGUGAUGUAUGCUAUCCUGUUAAAAGACCAGUUGCAGCUUUAUACACUUCGGAGAAGACAGGAGGUAAGCUUUUCGUGAUGGGUUCAGGUCAUUUCUUCACGGAUCAGUAUUUGGACUGUGAAUGUAAUGAUCUCAUUCGUGAGUUAAUAUUCAACUACUUCGGUGGAGUAACUGAUUUGCAUCUCAACCCAGUCGAUGUGGAUGAUCCUGAUGUAAACGAAUACCGUACCUUAGGUGAUGUACUAUGGCUCAGUACUUUGCUUCUGCCGGAGCCAGCAAGUUCCCCACCACCACGGCUGACACCGCUUCAUCCUCACGCCCUCUUCACAUGGAGACUAUUUUCUCUCAAUCUCUCGCACUUACCAGAAGUACUAGGACUAUAUGAGGAGUUAGGAGUAAAACACGAACCUCUUCGGCUGAUCGCCCCGCAGUUUGAAACUCCAUUUCCACCUUUACAAUUAGCCGUAUUCGCUCCGACGUUUCGAGAGCCACCUCCACCACCAUUGGAGCUAUUUGACCUCGACGAAGCCUUUUCUUCAGAAAAGUCACAACUUGCAAGACUUGCAAACAAGUGUCUGCAGCCAAAUAGCAAUAGGAUGGCACAAGGUGAUGGACAACUACAAAAUGAACUAGAGUACUUCAUACGAGAGUGUGGACGUGCUGUGCGAUUGACGAAGUCCCAGAACCAAGGAGCAAAACAAGUGUUACACCAACUUGGUUUACAACUAGCAACUUUUAAGAAAAUUGCGCCUAAAGAUUAAUCUUAAGAUUAAAAUAUUAUUCAAAAUAACGUUUUAUUUUAUGCGU